CUAUUUCUUUCAAUUGAAUGGAAGACAGCGUAUUUAGACUAUGUCCAGACACUGACUGACCAAGCCUCUUUAGUUUCCACAUGGUUGGCAAUUUGAUUGUAAACUGCUUUGAGGUGGUUGUUUUUUUUAUAAUCAAGUGGUAUAUAGAUUUUAUGAAAUAAAUCAAUAAUAUGCCUUUGCAACAUACCCAUAGUUAUACCCCCACACUCGUAAGAUGAUCUUGCUUUUCAGACUCGCCUGUCAAAGUGCCAAGGAAAUGGGGAGCAACCUUGACAGGAUUCCUGAAGGGAAAGGCCCUUACUCAGUUGGAUGCACAGACCUUAUGACCGACUACAGCAUUCAGGGAAUUUUUUUGCGUCUCUAUUACCCAUCCCAAAUUGGUACAAGUGAUGAAGAAACAAUAUGGAUUCCCAAUAGAGAAUAUUAUUACGGACUAUCUGAUUUUCUGAACAUAUAUCGGACAUUUGGAGAGUUCAUUUUCACAUGCAACUUUGGCUCAGUGACAUGUCCUGCAAAAUGGAACGCGGCGUUCAAGCUUGGAGAAAAAUACCCCCUAAUUAUUUUCUCCCACGGACUUGGAGCUUUCAGAACUCUGUAUUCAGCAAUUUGCACUGAAAUGGCAUCUCAGGGUUUUGUUGUUGCUGCUGUUGAGCAUAGAGACCAGUCAUCUUCAGCUACAUAUUACCUUAAUGAGAAACCUGCUUUAGGAGCAAAGGGAGAAGCCUCAGAAGUGCACAAGGAGUGGAUCUAUUACAGGAAAUUAAAAGCAGGUGAAGAUGAAGUUGCUUUACGUCAACAACAGGUGCAACAAAGAGCUGAUGAGUGUGUUAGAGCCCUUGACCUCAUGCUUGAUAUUAAUUCCGGAAAACAAAUAGUGAAUGUGCUGCCAUUGAGCUUUAACUGGAUGCUUUUAAAGGAUUCUAUUGAUGUACAGAAGAUAGCUGUGAUGGGACACUCUUUUGGUGCUGCUACAACUAUUGAGGCUCUUAGCAAAAAUGUCCAAUUCAAGUGUGGCAUUGCCCUUGAUGCAUGGAUGCUACCCCUUUGUGAAGAAAUGUAUCCUAGGGUUCGUCAACCAUUGCUGUUUAUUAAUUCAGAAAAAUUUCAAUGGGCUUUAAACAUUCUAGAAAUAAAGAAACUUAACUACAAAGACACAGAGAGAAAAAUGAUCACUAUCAAAGGAACAGUACAUCAGAGUUUUCCAGACUUUACAUUUUUGACUGGCAACAUUGUUGGAAAGAUUUUUGGACUGAAGGGACAAUUAAAUCCAAAUACAGCCAUUGAUAUUAGCAACAAAGCUUCAUUAGCCUUCUUACAGAAACAUUUAGGUCUCGAUAAAGAUUUUGACCAGUGGGACUCUCUCUUAGAAGGCAAAGGGCAAGAUGUCAUUCCAGGCACCAACAUUGAUCUACCUCCAAUGCCACCUCAGUCCAAACAAUAAAGACAGAAUGGAAAUUGUGGACCCUUUAACAAUU
This is a messenger RNA of Lacerta agilis (Sand lizard), 1475 nucleotides long. RefSeq names its product phospholipase A2 group VII (gene PLA2G7). The record is from RefSeq and is a predicted model, not a curated record. Gene Ontology annotation, molecular function: 1-alkyl-2-acetylglycerophosphocholine esterase activity. The transcript has 10 exons. The coding region runs from base 215 to 1441 and encodes 408 amino acids. Lineage: Eukaryota; Metazoa; Chordata; Lepidosauria; Squamata; Lacertidae.